Molecule: messenger RNA, 1519 nt
Organism: Quercus robur (English oak)
Lineage: Eukaryota; Viridiplantae; Streptophyta; Magnoliopsida; Fagales; Fagaceae
Product: cytokinin riboside 5'-monophosphate phosphoribohydrolase LOG1-like
Exons: 6
Coding region: 336-1097 (253 amino acids)
Biological process (GO): cytokinin biosynthetic process
Cellular component (GO): nucleus; cytosol
Molecular function (GO): hydrolase activity, hydrolyzing N-glycosyl compounds
Source: RefSeq, a predicted model, not a curated record
AAAAGACAAUGGGUAUGGGGCAAUCUCUAAAAUUCAACAAAGUUCAACAAAUAUUUAAUGGAGAGAGAAAGAGAAUGAAUGAUUUGCAAGAGAUGUGGAGGAAGGUAAAAGGAAGGGAGACUGAGAUGGGCUCUUGUUGGGCUCUUCUCCAACACCAAGUACUUAUUUAAGCAGACAAAAGCAAGUAGUGGAGUUCGAAGAGAGUAAGAGUGUCUCAUUCUGUUUUCUUUUAACAAUACCCUCGUAACUUCUCUGCAUUCCAUCUCUUUCUCUCUCUCUCUCUCUCUCUCUCUCCAUUGGAUACUCUCGUCUUUCACAUAAGCUUCUUUGGAAGAAUGGAAGGAGAAGAAGGAUCAUCUGCCACACCAAAUGUAAAGAAAAGAAUAUUCAAAAGAAUAUGUGUUUUCUGUGGUAGUAGAGCUGGAUACAAAUCUACAUUUGGUGAUGCAGCUCUUGAGCUUGGUAAACUGCUGGUUAAGAGAAAGAUCAAUUUGGUUUAUGGUGGAGGAAGUGUAGGUCUAAUGGGUUUGAUCUCUCAGACUGUGUUUAAUGGAGGUUGCCAUGUUCUCGGAGUGAUUCCUAAAGCUCUUUUGCCUCAUGAGGUACUAUUUCAUGCCUAUAGUAUAUACUGUGCUUUCUUUAUCUAUCUUCUUUAUGAAAUAUUGGAACUGAUCAAACCCCACUUGCAGAUAUCAGGAGAAACCAUGGGAGAAGUGAAAGAAGUUGCAGAUAUGCAUCAAAGGAAGGCAGAAAUGGCAAAACAUGCCGAUGCAUUCAUUGCUAUUCCGGGUGGUUAUGGAACCAUGGAAGAAUUGUUAGAGGUGAUAACAUGGUCUCAACUUGGAAUCCAUGACAAACCAGUGGGCUUGUUGAACGUAGAUGGAUAUUAUAAUAGCUUGCUUGCCUUAUUUGAUAAAGGAGUGGAAGAGGGUUUCAUAGAGGAUUCAGCAAGACAUAUUGUGAUUAUUGCCAAUACUGCAGAUGAACUCAUAAAGAAAAUGGAGGAGCAUGAGCCUGUCCAUGACAAGGUAGCACCGGGACAAAGUUGGGAAGUGAACCAAUUGUUAGAGUCUAAUGUGGGAAGCUCAAAGAUCUAAGAUCUUAAUCACCAAUCUGUAUAUAUUGCAUAUAUAUGUUGGUGUAAUUCCAUUUAAUCAAAGAGAAACAAGAUGGCAAAAGUAGCCAAAUAUCUCUCUAUCACUCUAUCUUCCUCUCAAAGUGGGAAAAUCCCAAGAUCCUAAAAUUUUAAUCAUCCAUUUGUAUAUUCAUGAACGUAUGUAUUUUAGCAGCUGUGUUAAAAUCAGUCAGUAAAUCUAUUCUCUCUCUCUCUCUCUCUCUCUCUCUCUCUCUCUCAAGGUCAUUGACUAUGUCAAAAAAGCAUAAUAUGUGACUUGGGACAAAGUGGGGUAGGGGACAGAGAAGAGAGAGCUAGAGCCUAGAUGGUUAUUCUUUAUGGUGAUUAUUGUUUUUCUUUAGGGUUGGGAUGCUAUGAAGAAAGGCUUUUCCCACUUGCUUCUAA